Molecule: messenger RNA, 1776 nt
Organism: Boeremia exigua
Lineage: Eukaryota; Fungi; Ascomycota; Dothideomycetes; Pleosporales; Didymellaceae
Product: aspartic peptidase domain-containing protein
Exons: 3
Coding region: 76-1680 (534 amino acids)
Biological process (GO): proteolysis
Molecular function (GO): aspartic-type endopeptidase activity
Source: RefSeq, a predicted model, not a curated record
GCGAAAGCUGAAGCAGAAAGCCUGAAUUGUUUAAAUCCCCGCUGCAUCCAUCGACGCUCUUGUGUUACUAUCAACAUGAGCGGUCUACCGAGCCCACUAGUGGUGCCAAAUUCGGGAAAUUGGAUCGGAAAUGAUGGGAGCUGGUCAACGUUUUCUUUGCAAGUCGGUACACCACCACAACCUUUCCAAGUACUGCCAAGCAUCAGUGGACAGACUAUCUAUGUUCCUGUUGACGAAGAUUGUGCGCCAGAGCGUAUGAAUAUCACGGACUGUGGAUUUAAACGUGGUGUCGGGGUCGUUGAGUCACGACCGAGUCUUGGGUUCCAGAGGAAUAAGUCGUCCACAUGGGAGGGGGUGGGAGCUUACGAGAUGGAUCUUGGGAGCAAUCUUGGACUCACUGGGAGUGCCUACUACGGAUACGACAAUGUUAUUAUCGGGUCCAGUCAAGAUGUACUUCGUGUAGAGAGGCCAGCUGUCGCCGCGUAUGCGACGCCAGACUUUUGGAUUGGCCAACUUGGUUUGAGUAACAGUCCAGUGUUCAUGAAUGAGGCAAACCAGCCAAUCUCAUUCCUGAGUAUGCUGAAGGAGAAAGGAAACAUACCAAGCUUAAGUUUUGGAUAUCAAGCUGGGUCACCAGUUCGCUUGACAAAGGUGACAGGGAGCUUGAUACUUGGAGGACACGAUCGUUCACGCCAAUCCAACACUUCACUCACUAUUCCUUUGAACCCAGGCGUGGUCGUCGGUCUGCAAUCGAUCAGUAUAACGACCAUCGAUGGCACAUCCAAGCAGGUUUUAUCGAACGGCAUCAUAGCGACUAUCGAUACCAAUACUCCCGAUAUGUGGCUGCCAACUUCGGUAUGCGACGAGCUUGCCUCGCAACUUGGACUUACUUACUCUCCGGAAACAGACCGCUAUGUCAUCUACAAUGAAGCACGAUCUGCGAUUAAGUCAUCUUCACCUACCUUCAGCUUUGUCAUCGGCUCCUCCGCAACAGGAGGGUCGACAAUACCUAUCGAAAUACCGUAUACGGCUUUAGAUCUUCAAGCCGCAUAUCCCAUAUUCAGCGCUCCAGCUUACUACUUUCCGAUAAGGCGAGCUGCGAACGAGAGCCAAAUCACAUUGGGAAGAGCAUUCUUGCAGGAGAUAUAUCUAAGUGUCGAUUGGGAGCGGAGCAUUUUCAAUAUCAGUCAGGCACUGUUCAACAUCCCUCCACUUGCUCAAGAAAUUGUUACUAUCGAACCUAUGAACAAAACUAGUGGUCUUAUAGCUCUCCCGAAUAGUAAAACCCAGUCACUCUCCAUAGGGGCGAUUGUGGGUAUUGCCGUCGGCGCAGUAGGUCUCAUCCUUCUUAUUAUCUUAGGAUGGUGGUUUCAUUCUCGCAAGAGGAAUAGGAGAGAUCCCUCGCAAAUGCAUCCGGACCAACCAGAGGACUUCUCAACAGAUGGCAAAGAAUUUGCCGGAGUACGAACGGAUCAUAUGAGCAAGCAAGGUUGCAAGAACAGAACUGAUCUUGAACUCGAUGGUGAACAACCCAGAGAGAUGUACGCUCCACUCGAAUACUAUGGACAAGCUGGGCAUUUCACUGAACUGGUGGAGGCGGAAGCUCCCAACGCGAUCCAUGAGUUGCCGGGAGCAGUCCACGAGCUCUCCGCUUCGAACGAGCAAGUCAGGACUAAGUGAUAUAUACCUCUUAUUAAUCGAAUUGAGAGCCCUAAUUCUGUUCCUACAAUCGCCUCAAAUAUUAAUCCGUCUCCAGAACAGUAGUAUUGUUUGUCU